Messenger RNA from Silurus meridionalis, 2738 nucleotides. It is a transcript of the gene fkbp5, whose product is annotated as FKBP prolyl isomerase 5. The record is from RefSeq and is a predicted model, not a curated record. NCBI's taxonomy places the organism in Eukaryota, Metazoa, Chordata, Actinopteri, Siluriformes, Siluridae. Gene Ontology annotation, molecular function: protein binding; peptidyl-prolyl cis-trans isomerase activity. Bases 260 to 1621 code for a protein of 453 amino acids. The transcript is spliced from 11 exons.
GCUUUGUUGUUCAGCAUAAGCGGUGUAAAAUAGCGCCGCUGGAACAUUUAGUACUCUCGGUGGAAGAGGGCGGGUUUCCUCCCCGGCAGCGGCAGUGGCAACGCACAGUGCCCUUAAAGCGCUACGGGUACAUGUUGCACUUGCCGGCAAAAAAACAAAAUUUGGUUAAAGUUCUUUGCGGAUUACAUAGCCAAGCGCUUGACAGAAACCGGGGACAAAGGCGAAACAUUGUAAGGGAACAAAGGCAUGUCUUGAGAAAAUGGCCAAAUUUGAGGAUGUGUGUACAACUGCCCAGGCUCCAAGUGCCCUAUUUGCCUCGGAGGGUGUAGACAUCACUCCAAGCAAAGAUCGGGGGGUGUGCAAGAUUGUGAAGCGACAUGGUACAGAGGGAGAGAGGCCUAUGAUUGGAGACAAGGUGUAUGUCCACUACACUGGAAAAUUGCUUAAUGGCAAGAAGUUUGACUCCAGUUUUGACCAUAAAGAGCCUUUUGUCUUCAAUGUAGGCAAAGGCCAGGUGAUCAAAGCAUGGGAUAUUGCUGUGCGCUCCAUGCAGAAAGGAGAGGUGUGUCUGCUUAUGUGUUUGCCAGAAUAUGCCUAUGGCUCUGUUGGAAGCCCCCCAAAGAUCCCUCCAAACUCUACACUGUUGUUUGAGGUAGAACUGCUGAGUUUUAGAGGGGAGGAGCUUACCGAGGAUGGUGGUAUCUUAAAAAGAAUAAAGGUCAAAGGUGAAGGCUACAGCAAUCCCAAUGAUGGUGCCACAGUUCAUGUGCACCUGGAGGGAAGGUGUUGUGGCCGUUUGUUUGAUAUACGGGACACCACAUUUGUGGUGGGAGAAUCUGAGGACAUGGGUGUUCCUUUGGGAGUGGAUCGAGCCAUGGAAAAGAUGCAGAAAGGCGAAUGCUGUCUGUUAUACUUAAAACCCAAAUAUGGCUAUGGUAAAGAGGGAAAACCAGAAUUGAACAUCGGACCAAAUGCAGAACUUUUGUAUGAAGUGGCGCUCAAAGAUUUUCAAAAGGCCAAAGAAUGCUGGGAAAUGGACUUGAGCGAGAAACUAGAGCAAGCCGUUUUGGUCAAACAGAAAGGAACACAGUAUUUUAAGGCUGGCCGUUACUACCAGGCUAUCAUUCAAUAUCAGCGUAUUGUAACUUGGCUGGAGAUGGAGUGUGGAGCAGUAAAAGAGCAACAACAGGCCACUCAGGCCCUUCUGCUUGUUGCCCAUUUAAACCUUGCUCUGUGUUACCUACGUCUGCAGGAAUACUCUCAAACUGUUGAAAGCUGCAACAAGGUUGUAGAGCUGGACUCUGCGAAUGAAAAGGCACUGUAUCGGCGUGGAGAGGCUCGACUGCUGAGAAAUGAUUUCAGUCUGGCUCUAGUGGAUUUCCGGCAAGUUCUGAAGGUUAACCCCACCAACCGUGCAGCCCGCUGCCAGAUUGCGGUCUGUCAACGCAAGAUACGAGAACACCAUGAGCGUGAUAAAAAGAUCUAUGCCAAUAUGUUCCAGAGGUUUGCUGAACAUGAUGCCAAGAUGAACCGAUUAAAAAGGAGUAAAGAAGAUUGUGAAGUGCUAGAUCAAACCUGCAAGGCUGUGAAAAGGCCACGGAGAAGCCAGGAUGGCCCCUAAUGGUCCACAGUCCAUUCUGCAAUGCCUGUAACGCUGUGCAGUUGCAGGCUGGUUUUGACCUCAUGUACUGUGUGCAAAGUGCAGUAUUGAAAUGCAUGGUCAGCCCCUUUUCACAGUGACAUUACUGCUAUCUUUCAGAACCCAAAAGAAGAAGGCUCAGACAAGAUAAGAAGUAUAAGAGCAAGGGUCUCUAAAGAGUAUAAACUUAAAUGGCAUUCCAGCAGACAAAAUGCACACAUGACCACUGGUAUUCAACAUCUAACCUCCAUCACAUAUGGUGGGGUCUAAAAGUCACUGGGAUUUUAAUUACAUUUAAAAUAAGAAAUAAUCCGUAGGUUUAAUCCGCAGGUCCGUAUUUAGAAACAUUUAAAGCGCAAAAAAGUAAAUAUUCAAUUACUGCAAUAUUUGCUAUUCAAGUUCUUGUUUCCUAUUUAAAUGUAAGUUAUUUUGUGAUAUGGAUUGUGUUAACUGCUUUGUACAAAUAGGCAGAUUUUUUUUAUGCAUAAUCUCUUUUAUUGAUGCUUGUCUUCAGAUCACACUGUUGGAUUAGAACUAAAAUGGAUUCUUAGGUUUUAUACCAACUUGUGGAGUACAAAUUACUAAAAACUCUCAAAGUCAUGUCAAUAUUCCAAAAAUUCCAAUUUGUACAAAAGUUUUUUUCAACAAUAUAAUUUAUAAUUAAAAUUGUAUUACUUUAGGAAAGAAUGCAAGCAAGAAUCAAUAGUGCUCUCAGACUUUUGGACCCCACUGUACAUCUGAACCUAGCAAGGCAUUUGUAUAAUGUAAACAAUUCAAUGAUUAAAAGUUGGUACUGUAUAAUGUGUAUUUCAUAAUGUGGUAAAAUAUUAGUGGCUUGGAAUGAUUUCAAUAUUAGUCUUGAGCUAGACAUUGUGGGGAGGUUUGUCAGCAUGUUUGUGUUUAGACAAAUAACUACAUUGGAUAGCUGGACUCAAAUACUGUACUGCCUGUCUAACCAGCUUUGUCCUUCCUAAUCAGUUGACACACAAUGCAACCUUCCCUAUGGGAACAUGGACAAGACUAUCUGGCCAACUGAAAGGCUGUGGCUUUACUCUUUUUUGCACACUCCUUGUUGGAUGAAUAAAAUGUUUCAAAGUCA